Messenger RNA from Diaporthe batatas, 1197 nucleotides. RefSeq lists its product as uncharacterized. The record is from RefSeq and is a predicted model, not a curated record. Lineage: Eukaryota; Fungi; Ascomycota; Sordariomycetes; Diaporthales; Diaporthaceae. The transcript has 5 exons. The coding region runs from base 266 to 1141 and encodes 291 amino acids.
AAAUCAUCAGCGGUCUAUAGAGAGCUGGACUACCCACAGCCUAGCCGUUAAAGCCGCUUUCCAACUGGGAUUGCACUCGCCGUCAUAUUAUGAAAAUAGGGCUGAGAGCGAGACGCACAAACGGCUUUGGUUGUGUAUCAUCAAUCAAGACAGACAACUUGCAAUCCUUCUAGGUCGACCAUUUCUGAUUGCGCCCCAGUAUAUCCGAGUCAGCUUGCCUGAAACCUCAAUUGCCAUCCCAAACCCGCCCGUCGGAGGCUCGUACAUGGCGAGUCUCUCAGAUCAAGGCCUCUUUUUCAGAAAUCUCAUCGAUAUCCAUGCCAUCCAGAGCUCGGCGGUGGAGAAAUUGUACGACUUCAACAUUGACGGACCAGGCCGAAGUUCGCCGAGAGAAAUAAUGACCGCCAGGCUAGAUCUUACCAUUCAAUUAGACGAGUGGUGCGAAAACCUGCAUCACACCAUGCAGGUUUUGCAACCCAGUGAUCCAAGAGGGGAGGCUAGGGUGUCAGCAGCUUCACGCUGGAGCAUCAUUCUCUCCGUGCAUUACUACCUGACCAAGCUCUUUAUCAACGCUCCUAUCCUGUCCGUGGCUCUGGCCGAGGGACAAAGGCUAUGGCUCAGUAACACACCAUUCUCGGUGAUCCACAAGUCUGCUGAAGAGAUUCUGCAUGCCGAUUUCGAGUCGGCCAAGGAGUUACAGUUCAUUGUCCAGGAGACUCAUGGCGCCCGAAUCUGGGCCUUUGGGAAGAACCCGAUUUGGUUUAUCUGCAACUAUGCCAUGUUCACCGUUUCUCUUCAUGCAUUCGGCAUUCUACUGUACAUCAAGGGCCUUGGAAGUGACAUAGCAGUAUUAGACGGCCUUCGUGCAAAGGAAGUGCGAUUAUUGCUUGACCACAGCCUCGAAAGUCUCCGACUCAUAGGCCGCCCCAGCUUGAUGAGUCACAAAGCCCGCGAAUGCCUUCUUCGCUUCUUGAACGUGUUUGAUUCGAUGGCUCUCGAUGAGGAGGUUCGAACGACCAUAGAAAGCAAUAUCUCGGGAAUUGACAUGAGAAGUGUGCGGUCUCAAGAUCCCGCGGAGCCUGACUUUGAUUUCUCCCAGUUCAUUAGGGACACCGCGGAAGAGUUUCUCUUUCAAUUGUAGCACGCGACUCGGCGAAAGGGUAGAUAGAACACAAUCGAGAAGUGCUACUUACGAAA